Molecule: messenger RNA, 906 nt
Organism: Cyphellophora europaea CBS 101466
Lineage: Eukaryota; Fungi; Ascomycota; Eurotiomycetes; Chaetothyriales; Cyphellophoraceae
Exons: 4
Coding region: 1-906 (301 amino acids)
Biological process (GO): monoatomic ion transport
Cellular component (GO): endoplasmic reticulum; plasma membrane
Molecular function (GO): monoatomic ion channel activity
Source: RefSeq, a predicted model, not a curated record
AUGAUUGUCGAACCCGGCAUGUUGGAGGCGCUCAAGAAGACAGCUACCUCUUCUGUGGCUCCCAUUCCCACAGUUGUCCCUGGCCAUGAUCCUAUCUAUCAGACUGCCGGUGAUGUCGGCAACCGGACUCUCUGGGUUGUCACGGUCAUCAUGGGCCUUUCCUCGCUAGCCUUCUAUGGCAUGGCCUUCCGCCAGCCAGUCCAAAAACGUCUCUUCCACAUCCUGACCGCCUUCAUCACCACCUUUGCUUUCCUCUCCUACUUCGCCAUGUCUACUGGCGAUGGUAUUAACUACAACAAGAUCACCAAGGUCGAGACCCACAAGCACGUCCCAGACACCUACCAGACCAUCUACCGCGAGGUCUACUGGGCGCGUUACGUCGACUGGAGCGUUACCACCCCACUUUUGCUCCUCGACCUCGCUCUCCUCGCUGGUCUGAGUGGUGCCAACAUUCUUGUUGCUGUUGUUGCCGAUAUCAUCAUGGUGCUCACCGGUCUCUUUGCCGCCUACGGUAGCUCUGAUGGCCAGAAGUGGGGCUGGUACGCCUGGGCCUGCAUUGCCUUCCUCACCAUUGUCUAUCAGCUCGCCUUCAAUGGCCGUGCUGCGGUUGCAAACAAGGACAGCAAGACCAAGGCCUUCUACGGCGCAAUUGCUGGUUUCACUCUCAUCCUCUGGACCGUCUACCCCAUCAUCUGGGGUGUCGCUGACGGUGGCCGUGUUGCCGGUGUUGAUGCUGAGAUCAUCGCCUAUGCUGUGCUGGACGUCCUGGCCAAGCCUGUCUUCGGCUUUUGGCUGCUCUUCACCCACGACAGCAUGUCGUCCACUUCUCCAUCGCUCGAGGGCUUCUGGGCCAACGGCUUUGGUAGCCAGGGUCAACUCCGGGUUGGUGACGAUGACGAAGCCUAA